CCACAGCAAUCUCUAGCUUGUUACGAAUUUGGGGAGCAAGAGCAACCUGCAGCCCACGAAACUAAUCCACAAUUAGUUGCUUCGAUAGUAAGCUUCCAGUCAUGAGGUUCCCCACUUUAGUGUUUGCGUGGGCUGCGGCGGUGCUGCUCGCCGUGGCCGCCUUCUCGGCGGUGGCAGAUGCGUCGCCUCCGCCGUCGAAGUUUCUGAAGGUUGGGUUCUAUGAGCACACGUGCCCACAGGCCGAGUACAUCGUGCGCGACGCCGUCCGCCGCGCCUUCGCCCGCAACCCAGGCCUUGCCGGUGGCAUCAUCCGCAUGCAUUUUCACGAUUGUUUUGUCAGGGGUUGUGAUGGCUCGCUGCUGAUCAACUCGACGCCCGGGAACUCGGCGGAGAAGGAUUCGCAGGCGAACAACCCAAGCAUGCGUGGUUUUGAGGUCAUCGACGAGGCCAAGGCAGCCCUAGAGGCGAGCUGCCCACGCACCGUCUCUUGCGCCGACGUGCUCGCCUUCGCCGCGCGCGACGGGGCCAACCUUGCCGGCGGCAUCAACUACCAUGUGCCGUCUGGUCGCCGUGACGGCCGCGUGUCUAUCGCCGACGAGGUGCUCAACAACAACGUGCCAUUCCCGACCGACAAGGUCGCGGAGCUCGUGGCCAGCUUCAAGCGCAAGGGGCUCUCCGCAGACGACAUGGUCACGCUCUCGGGCGCACACACCAUCGGUAGAUCCCACUGCUCCUCCUUCACUCAACGCAUCCACAACUUCUCGGGCGAAGUCGGCCGGACCGACCCGUCCAUCGACAGGUUCUACGCGGCAGAGCUGAAGCAUCAAUGCCCUCCAUCGACGGACAACCCUAGCGACCCCACAACUGUGCCGCUGGACCCCGUCACGCCGGGGGAGUUUGACAACCAGUACUUCAAGAACGUACUGGCACGCAAGGUGCCGCUCACCUCCGACCAGACACUACUCACCAGCCCCCGGACCGCCGGUAUCGUCGCGUUCCACGCCGCCGUGGAGAAGGCAUGGCAGGCCAAGUUCGCUGCCGCCAUGGUCAAGAUGGGCAACGUGGAGGUUCUCACCGGUGAAGAGGGGGAGAUCAGGGAGAAGUGCUUUGUCGUCAACCACCACUAGGCAAUCAUUCCAAAGUCAUUCAAAGCAUAUCUAUAUAUUUUGUGUGUCCGUCGAUCGCAGAUCAUACUGUUAGUUGUCAGUGUAUGUAAUUUGACUUUUCAAAGUGAUUUCUUUGUUAGUUGUUUGUGUAUGUCAAAAAGAGUUUUUCUUCCAUCCGUCAAUGUAAAGAUGAUGUUAUGAGUUU
Messenger RNA from Triticum dicoccoides, 1311 nucleotides. RefSeq names its product peroxidase 5-like. The record is from RefSeq and is a predicted model, not a curated record. The coding region runs from base 102 to 1127 and encodes 341 amino acids. Gene Ontology annotation, biological process: response to oxidative stress; hydrogen peroxide catabolic process. The transcript is spliced from 2 exons. Gene Ontology annotation, molecular function: peroxidase activity; heme binding. NCBI's taxonomy places the organism in Eukaryota, Viridiplantae, Streptophyta, Magnoliopsida, Poales, Poaceae.